Messenger RNA from Lathyrus sativus (Indian pea), 948 nucleotides. Lineage: Eukaryota; Viridiplantae; Streptophyta; Magnoliopsida; Fabales; Fabaceae. The record is from the annotation of a GenBank genome assembly.
AUGUCUAAAACAAAUGUGAGAAAACAAGCUUUAGAAAGGAGCCCAAGUUUCAAAGAUACACAAAAAAUAUUGAACCAAAGUUUUUUCCAUAAUAGAAAUAACCACCUCAAGAAAGUGUACCCUAUAGGGCUUCAAAAAAGCACUUCUUCACUAUCUUUAUCUUCUGUUUCAUUAUCUUUGUCACAAAACUCAAAUGACUCUUCUCAAGCUGAUUCUUUGACCCCAUUGGAUGAAAAGAUUUCAUUGGCACUUCGUUUGAUCUCAGCUUCAUCACAUGAAAGAAGAGAAUCAACCGUAGCUAAAACUAUACACCAACAGUCAAGUCCAGUAGUGAUUACUGAGCCAGGGGAAUUGAAAAGAUGCAAUUGGAUCACAAAAAAUAGUGAUAAGCUAUACAUAGAAUUUCAUGAUGAGUGCUGGGGAGUUCCGGCUUAUGAUGACAACAAAUUGUUUGAGCUGCUUGCAAUGUCCGGAUUACUCAUGGACUACAAUUGGACAGAAAUCAUAAAAAGAAAGGAACCACUUAGAGAAGUUUUUGCUGGAUUUGAUCCUUACAUUGUUGCCAAAAUGGAGGAAAAGGAAAUCAUAGAGAUAGCAUCAAACAAAGCACUUUCUUUGGCUGAUAGUAGAGUUAUGUGCAUUGUUGACAAUGCCAAAUGCAUAAUGAAGGUUGUUAGGGAAUGUGGAUCAUUUAGUAGCUACAUAUGGGGUUUUGUUAAUCACAAACCAAUAAUAAACAAAUACAAAUACCCAAGAAAUGUGCCAUUAAGGAGUCCAAAAGCAGAGGCUCUUAGCAAGGACAUGGUAAAACGUGGAUUUCGAUUUGUAGGACCAGUGAUAGUGCACUCUUUUAUGCAAGCUGCAGGAUUAACCAUUGAUCAUCUUGUGGAUUGUUAUAGACAUAGUGAAUGUGUAAGCCUAGCAGAAAGACCUUGGAGGCAUAUCUAA